GUGUGUGUCUGUGUGCCAAGUUCUUCGAGGAGGCCCCGGUUCGGCGCGGGUGUCCGCUCAGUUUCCACUAAUUUUCCCGUUAUUUUCGCGAGUUUUGUAGUUAAAGCCGAUCCCGCCAUGCUCGGCCAGUGACGGUUUCGUUAAAGUGCUAGUUUGCGACCGGUUUCGCGCACGAUUGGACUGAGAAAUUCAAAUUCCGGAAAGCACGCGUCAACUCUUCUUCCUCUUUCCGGGCGGAAGGCCGGAUUGCUGAGUGAAAUUUAAACGGUCGGAAGAAUCAUGCUGCUGCUCAACAAGGUUCUGUUGUUUUUCGUGGCCCUCCGAGUGGCGUCGGUGUUCCUCGUCAGGACCUGGUACGUUCCGGACGAGUACUGGCAGAGUCUGGAGGUGGCCCAUCGGCUGGCGUUUGGCUACGGCCAUCUAACCUGGGAAUGGACCGAAGGAAUACGCAGCUACGUGUACCCAUCACUGAUCGCAGGCCUCUACAAGCUCCUGGCCCUGGUUAAUCUCGAUUGCGUAGAGCUGCUGGUGCUACUGCCGCGCAUACUGCAAGCCCUGCUCUCGGCCUACUCGGACUAUCGUUUCUACCUGUGGUCAAACAAGAGCAAGUGGUCCGCUUUUGUGCUGGCCACCUCGUGGUUCUGGUUCUACACGGCGUCGCGUACCCUAUCCAACACACUGGAAACCUCGCUCACGGUGAUUGCUCUCAGUUACUUCCCGUGGGGCGCGUCCGAGUGUACCAAGUUUUUGUUGCCGGUUGCGCUGUCCGUAUUCAUUAGACCGACGUCCGCUAUCCCGUGGGUCCCACUGUGCUUGUACCAUCUGAAGAAGUCAACCCACCCGAUUUGGGAAGUGCUGCUGAAGCGCUAUUUACUCUAUGGAUUAAUUGUCGGGACCGCCACCGUGGGUUUGGACAGCUUCCUGCAUGGAUCGCUGCUGGUAUCGCCGUACGAGUUUCUCCGUUACAACGUUCUCAAGGGUGUCGGCAGCUUCUACGGAGAGCACCCGUGGUACUGGUACGCUAAUGUGGGUCUUCCAACCGUACUCGGAGUCGGAACUCUGCCGUUCUUGUUCGCUGCGGUGGAAACCAUCCGAAAUCGACAAACCUUCAAGGAACGGUCCAUCCUGCUGACCGUGAUCACUUUCACGUUGGUGAUUUACUCUCUGCUUCCACACAAGGAGUUCCGUUUCAUCCUGCAGAUUCUGCCGCUUUGCCUGUACGUGUCCGCAGAUUAUCUGUCUCGCUGGAGUAGAAAGGCUUCCGGGAAACUCGUCUGGCUCACUGCCAUCGGCUUACUCGUUGGCAACGUCCUGCCGGCAGGCUACCUCAGCUGGGUUCACCAACGGGGUACGCUGGACGUGAUGUCGUCGCUGCAGUCCAUUUCGCGCACCUAUCGUGACGAGUUCGAUCAACCGGCCAAGCUUAUAUUCCUGAUGCCCUGCCACUCGACGCCGUACCACAGCCACGUGCACCACAACACGACGAUGCGCUUCCUGCGGUGCGAGCCAAACCUCAACGGGGUCGAAAACUACUCGGACGAAGCGGACACCUUCUACAGCGACCCGAUGGGCUGGAUUAGGAAGAACCUGCCGGUGCACCCACGCAGCGCCCUGCCCAGCCACGUGAUCGCGUUCGACAGCUUGGAGCCGCGCAUCAAGGACUUUUUGUCGGUGUACAGACCGAAGGAGUCGUUCUUCCAUUCGGACUACACCACCGACCGGAUUGGUGGAAAUGUGGUAAUUUACGAGCGGUUUGAUCCGACGAAGCCCUCUACGGAGGUGCCGAUCGCGCAGGAAACGACCGAUAAUCCUGCUGAAGAGGAAGCGGGGGAGGCCUAAACGAGGCUUCGCGUAAUUCUUUAGUUUAGUUUGUUUUGUGUGCAUUUGACUUGGUUUUCCUUCAUUUCAUAAUAGUAUAUUUUUUGGAGUACGCGAUUAAAUGUAAUUGUUAAGCAAAAUUUGGUGGCAGAAUUUAAAACGAGCUAAAAGUUUACAUUACUAAAAUGAGGCAAUAUUGGACGAGAUGUUUAGCAAUUUUCUAAAAUUCUAUUUUUAAUUCUACCAAGAAACGUACUCUGUCCAUCUGAUAGCUAUAGUAAGCACUGCAUUUGACUUUCUUUGAGAAAGGAAGAGAAUGGCAUUGAACAAGUGUGUUUGAUCUUAUCCCAGAUAACUGCCAGUAGGUAGUAGUAAGGUUUGUUUGAUUUCCUAGAUGUCCUAUAAAGAAGGACAAACAAUGACACCACCAUGAACCUAGAUUUAGAUUCCCAGGGAUUGCCGAAUACCUUGCUCGAUAAGUUUACCAUAUUUUUUAAAAAUAAUAAAGUGUUCAUAUUUUGAAGAAA
This is a messenger RNA of Culex pipiens pallens (northern house mosquito), 2345 nucleotides long. It is a transcript of the gene PIG-B, whose product is annotated as GPI mannosyltransferase 3. NCBI's taxonomy places the organism in Eukaryota, Metazoa, Arthropoda, Insecta, Diptera, Culicidae. The record is from RefSeq and is a predicted model, not a curated record. Gene Ontology annotation, molecular function: alpha-1,2-mannosyltransferase activity. Bases 280 to 1839 code for a protein of 519 amino acids. Gene Ontology annotation, biological process: GPI anchor biosynthetic process. The transcript has 3 exons. Gene Ontology annotation, cellular component: endoplasmic reticulum membrane.